This is a messenger RNA of Darwinula stevensoni, 1544 nucleotides long. NCBI's taxonomy places the organism in Eukaryota, Metazoa, Arthropoda, Ostracoda, Podocopida, Darwinulidae. The record is from the annotation of a GenBank genome assembly.
AUGCCCGAGAUCGACGGAGAUCCGUUUCGUGCAAAAAGCGGUGAACGUCCGGAAUGCAUCUCUCGCUCGAAAGCGGACUCGGAGCGGGCGGUCGUUCGCGAGGGCGGAAGCCGCCGUUUCGCCGCGAUGCCCCUCGAGCGUCACGCUCCGACCACCGACGAGGUGAACCCGGAAGUGAACCCUCGUGGAUCCUCGGGGUCGUCUCGUUCGAGCGUGUUUUAUCCCCGGAUCCACCGGUUCCGCCUCUCUCGCGUCGUCCGCCGCGCGCAACCGCGACCUCCACCUCUCUCGUGUCGUCCGCUACUGCCGCGGCCUCCACCUCGUUCGCGUUCCGGACGCACCUCCACCUCGUUCGUGUUCCGGACACACCUUCGCCUCGUUCGUGCUCCGGACGAAAGCAUUCCCAUUUGGGAGCGGUGCCCGAAAAACGACUCGGGAAAUGGGCACGCUUUCCCUCUCCCUCGCAGGCGUACGGCCGACGACGGCCCGCGUAUGCGAUCGGAUGCGAACGCGUACCGAAUUCGUUUCACCUCUCCCCACGCGAGGGGCAUCUCGCGGUACUCUCGUGAGGUACGCUUCGCCUGCGACGUUCGUGCGGUCGCUCGUCGAAAACGAUUCGCAAAACGAUUCGUGCGACUUAAAUACGACUCGACGAAUGAACUUCCCCCGAAUGACGGUCGUGCCGUCUAUGCCACCGUGACGGGCAUCCGACGAGGAUUUCAGAGGAGCCAACAGAAAAUUCGGGAUCGGGAAGUACGGAGAGAUCGUGAAGAAAAUUCCCUCGUCGAACGGUAUGAGUACAACCCGGUGAGGAAGUGUUGGGAUGUGGUACUUUGGUUGGAUUUAUGGAAGAGAUCUAUUGUGUAUGCUUGUCUCACUCCCAUGUUGUUUGUGGAGCCCCAUCGGAUGUGGUUGGCUACACUUGGAGGGUUUAUGCUGAUCAUCCUGUCCAUCCUCUAUGCCAUUCUUACAUACAAGAAGUAUCAGACCAUCAAGCGCUCCAUCAUCGAGUCUUCGAGCGAGGAUCGAUGGGAUACAGGAAUGCAAGAUGUUGAUCUUGCCAUCCCAGACUCCAUGUUCAACACAAGCUUCCCAGUUGCAGGACGAGGAGGGACCACUGCUCACAUCAAUACAUGAGUGAAGCCAUGUUCAUCACACAUCUCAUCUCUCACUCAGAAUCUCACGUUACAAUCAGUGUAGUCGAGGGUAUACAUGUAUGCAAGCCUCUUCUGAUUUUUAGAUGCAAAGAAACUCCCACUCCAUGCUGCUCUCUCCAAAGGUGAGCCUACAGAGUCACCAAGGGAUUAUGCAGGAAAACAUGGAUUAUAAAGACAUGCUCACUAAGCAACAGUCUCAUCUGCAAAUACCUCAAGGUUAAAUCAAUAUAGACUGUCUGGACUUGAUCAGUUCCUGGGUUUAUUUUCCCAGUAUAGGGAAUUGUUUUAGUGCCAAUUACCAUCCCAUACUUGGUGAUACCAGGAAUACUUUUUCUACUCAUUUCUUGAAGUCUUAUAAAUUUCAGCAAUUGUAAAGAGCAGGUGCAU